UCGUCAUGUUGAGAAUGGACGAGGAGACCAAAUUGCCAUUAUUUAUGACAGUCCUGUAACAAAUACCAAAGACAAAAUAACAUAUAAGGAACUUUUGGAAAAGAGCAUUGCCAAACCAAGUGGAAGAACUGGUUUAAGUUUUCUGGGGUCUCCAAGUUAGCUGAUGUCAUGAUCAAACAUGGUGUGAAGAAAGGAGAUCGUGUGGUUAUCUACAUGCCCAUGAUUCCACAGACAGUGUACUGUAUGCUGGCUUGUGCAAGAAUAGGAGCCAUCCAUAGCCUCAUUUUUGGUGGAUUUGCAUCUAAAGAGCUUUCAGUUCGCAUUGAUCAUGCAAAGCCCAAACUUAUUGUAACAGCAAGUUUUGGAGUAGAACCGAAAAGGAAAGUGGAAUACUUAUCUCUCCUAGAAGCAGCACUGGCAAGGGUACAGAGCAAACCUCAUAAAGUUCUCAUUUACCAGCGACCUAAUUUGGGCCAUGUUCCUCUUACCAGAGGCCGUGAUCUUGACUGGGAAGAAGAGCUUGCAAAAGCCCAAUGUUCAAAAUGUGUCUCUGUUCCCUCAGACCAUCCACUUUAUAUUCUGUAUACAUCUGGAACAACAGGUUUGCCCAAGGGUGUUGUGAGACCAACUGGUGGCUAUGCAGUUAUGCUGAACUGGACUAUGUCAGCUGUGUAUGGACUCAAACCUGGUGAGGUAUGGUGGGCAGCUUCUGAUUUAGGCUGGGUUGUUGGUCAUUCCUACAUUUGCUAUGGACCUCUCCUUCAUGGUAAUACUACAGUUCUGUAUGAGGGGAAGCCUGUGGGAACGCCAGAUGCUGGUGCCUAUUUCCGUGUGCUAGCAGAGCAUGAAGUAGCUGCCUUCUUUACUUCACCAACUGCAAUUAGAGCAAUCCGUCAGCAGGACCCUGAGGCAGCCUUGGGAAAGCAGUACUUGCUGAAAAGGUUCAGGAUGAUGUUUGUAGCUGGUGAGCACUGUGAUGUGAACACACUAGAAUGGUCAAAAAGAGUCUUCAAGGUACCUGUCUUGGACCACUGGUGGCAAACUGAAUCUGGUUCUGCAAUUACGGCUUCCUGCGUUGGUUUGGGGAACUCUACAACACCUCCAUCUGGACAGGCAGGAAAACCAGUGCCAGGAUAUAAUGUCAUGAUUCUGGAUGCAAAUAUGAAACCAGUGAAGGCAAAGACUUUGGGAAAUAUUGUGGUAAAGUUGCCUUUGCCUCCUGGAGCAUUCUCAGGUCUUUGGGAAAAUCAAGAAAUAUUUCAGAAGUUAUAUUUCCAAAAGUUCCCAGGAUAUUACGAUACUAUGGAUGCUGGUUAUAUGGAUGAAGAUGGCUAUCUGUAUGUCCUGUCUCGAGCUGAUGAUGUGAUCAAUGUUGCUGGACACAGAAUUUCUGCAGGUGCGAUUGAAGAGUGUAUUCUCUUCCAUCCUGCUGUGGCAGAUUGUGCUGUUGUGGGCCAGGAGGAUCCUGUAAAAGGACAUGUUCCAUUUGCACUGUGUGUACUGAAACAAGGUGUAAAGACACAAGAGAGUAAGAUUUUGAAAGAGAUUGUUGAGCGAGUUCGGACCAAUAUUGGUCCAGUAGCAGCUUUCCAGAAGGGGAUGUUUGUGACACAGCUACCAAAAACACGCUCUGGCAAGAUCCCGCGUUCUGCUCUUUCUGCACUUGUAAGUGGAAAGCCAUACAAGAUAACACCAACCAUUGAAGAUGCUAGUGUGUUUGAACACAUUGAAGAAUUGCUAAAGAAAAACUAAAUGGGAUAAUAUAUAAUAAUGAGCAUUUCAGUUAUUCAAGUAUACAAAGAAGCUUUUUUUUUUUUUAAGAGUACCACAUUUUAAAAGCAAGUAAUGAUUUGGGACUGAAUGUUUUUACUGCGGAAACAUUACUGUGUUCUUUGCCAUCUUGCCACAGCCACUGACACAUAGUGAAGUCUCUGCCUGCUGUCAGUAUAUGCUGGUUAUUAAGAUAGCUAAGAAUUGCAAAUAGAAAGGAAUCAUUGUAUUAUCUAUCUUAUAUGGUGUUUUGUAACCUUACAUUUCAAUCUGUUAUUUUACAAUGUGACCAGUAACUUUUCUUUGGCUAAAGCAUCUUACAAAAGUAAACCAUGAACAGAGGACAGCAAAAAAGGAAUUUGAUUGUGAAAAUUGAUGCAGGCAUAAAUUGUUAUUAUUUUUAAAUUGUAGUUCUUGUCUUUUUGAUUUUUUCUAAAAUUAAAAAUUUUCAGAUAAUUUCUCUUGGUUCCAUUUUAUUUUUUUUCCCAAGGUCUUUCUGCCAUAAAUUAGAUUUCUAUAAUUUUUUUACUCAAUAACUUUCUGAAUAGUCUUUUUUGUAAAACGAUAAUUCCUGGCUUUCAAAUCUGUAAAAAUCUUGAUUUGUCCACCAUAAUAUUCAGAAAACCCCAUGUAUAUUAAAUAAAGGCAGGCAUUUAUCCUUUGCA
Messenger RNA from Lonchura striata (white-rumped munia), 2435 nucleotides. The record is from RefSeq and is a predicted model, not a curated record. Lineage: Eukaryota; Metazoa; Chordata; Aves; Passeriformes; Estrildidae.